Messenger RNA from Penicillium waksmanii, 984 nucleotides. RefSeq lists its product as uncharacterized. The transcript has a single exon. The record is from RefSeq and is a predicted model, not a curated record. The coding region runs from base 1 to 984 and encodes 327 amino acids. NCBI's taxonomy places the organism in Eukaryota, Fungi, Ascomycota, Eurotiomycetes, Eurotiales, Aspergillaceae.
AUGUUUUUCAAAUCAUUUUCAUCUUAUCUCUUGGUGUUGUCUCUGCCAUAUCCUUUAAUUUGGGCACUUGACCCGGUGCAAUCUGUUUCGGAGAUCGGUUUAGGUAUUUGGGUCGAAAAUUUGGCAGUUCGAUACACUGGUCAAAUACUUGCGGCCAGUCUCGAACCUUCGCUUUACCAGAUCGAUCCAGCUGGUGGCCCUCCCACUGUCCUGAUGAAUUUCCCUCCCCCGAUCACAGGGAUCGCUGGUAUAACGGAGACCCUUCCUGAUGUGUUUUACCUCGCGGUUGGAAACAUCUCGAACCGGACUAUUUCGGCUAGUCCAGGAACAAUGUCUGUUUGGGAAGUUGAUUUGAACCAAUGGCAUCCAGAUUUGGAUCCGAAGUAUUUUGCAAGGAAGGUUGUCGAUUUUCCAGAAGCGACUAUGCUCGAUGGAAUGACGACGCUGAAUGCUAUCGAGGGUCUGAUCUUGAUAACAGAUCCCGUGGGAGGAGCAAUCUGGAGCUUGAAUGUGGAGACUGGUGCAAAACAGAACAUUCAGCUUCCCUUCAUGAAAUCUCUUGACGGCCAUAUUCCUGCAUUAGGGGUGAACGGGAUCAAAUACGCAGACGGGGCUUUAUACUGCACUAGCACGGACCAACAACUAUUUGUUCGUCUGCCAAUUGAUGCAUUAGGAGUGCCCACAGGCAGUCCUAUUACAAUAGCAAGUGGAUUUGGCCAGCCGGAUGAUUUCGCCUUGGACGAGGCUAAUAAUGCUUAUGUGGCUGUCAAUGCAAACAGCCUUGUUCUUAUUCAGCCCAACGGAGACUUUAGGACUCUGGCGGGAGGGGACAGCUCGACUGCACUUGCUGGCAUCACUGGAGCUAAAUUCGGACGUAAUAAGCAUGAUCAGAAAAUUUUAUAUGUAUCAAAAACGGGCGGGUCUUCGAGCUAUUUUACAGGAAAUUUUCUAGUCCCAGGGGGAAUUUCGAAGGUUCUGAUUUGA